Corticium candelabrum is the source of this 829-nucleotide messenger RNA. RefSeq lists its product as uncharacterized. The record is from RefSeq and is a predicted model, not a curated record. Lineage: Eukaryota; Metazoa; Porifera; Homoscleromorpha; Homosclerophorida; Plakinidae. The transcript has 3 exons. Bases 55 to 633 code for a protein of 192 amino acids.
ACGGGAGCUCUCUAACUUUGCACGCGUUCAUGCGCAGCUCUGAGACUCACUGAGAUGGACGAAGAACUCAAUUUUAAGCUAGCAGCAAGUGCAACGUGUUUGUCUUCAUCGUCUUCGUCCGCUACACGGCGACGAACUGCUGAACGAAAAUCGCGAUCUGGGAAAAAACCUUACGACAGAAAAAUAUCACUCAAACGAGGGUACCAUGUUUGCAGGAAGAUAAGCGGGACACGCUUAUAUCAUCACGGUAUCUGUGUGAGUAAAACUCAAAUUAUUAGUUUUUAUAACGACUCGAAAGUACAGAGAGAAUCUGUUGAAGAGUUCUUACAAGGAGAACAGAUUAAAAUCGUUGAUGAGACAAAAUCAAGCAAAAGCGAGGAACAACGAGAGAUCACUGCAAGACGAGCAGAGCAGUACAAAUCCAAUCAGAAUUUCGGAACAUUUAACUUGGGGUUUAACAACUGCGAGUGUUUUGCUUACAAAUGUGUUGAUGGACAAGCUCAAUCUAAGCAAACAAACAUGGUAUUGAGGUCGGCUGUAGCUGGUGCUGUAUCCGGGUAUGCAGAGACAAGAAGUUUUUGUGGGCUUGUUAUAGGUGCUAUAUACGGAGUAAUGAAACAGUUAACUGAUUGAUUAAUGUCUCUGACACUUGGACACCUAGGUGCGCUACUACUAUGUAUACAGGCAGAACGCUUAUAAGGUAGAUUGCCUAAGCGUCUUUCUACCAGCAAAGGUGUGGCAAUAUGCAGUGUGUGCUAAAGGAUUUUACAUUUGUGAUUAUUACUUCUGGCAUUCAACGCAGCUGAACAAUUUUGAUAAACUGGUUUGU